AUGAGACCCCCUCCUGCUCACCGUAGCCCAAACAGUCGCGCCAAGUGGUCCCCCCUUGUUCACACCAUCGCCGAGGCCGGAGAAUCCUUCUCAGGAACAGUUUUUCCUGCAAAGCUGUUCAGCGACGACACCAGCAACACCCACAGUCCUCACGACAACAACGCCGACAACCGACAAGAGACACACGGACCAUCUCUUGAAGGCACGAGCACAAGCCCCUUGGCGCCCUCGCUGGAGCUUAACACUUCCACCGCUGCUGUCCCCACAGGCCGCGAACAGGCCGAAGUACCCCCAGCACUCAAUGACAACGAUGAACAAGAAGAAGAGGCUAUACCCAUGAACAUCCUCCUGAGCGAAAUCCAACGUCUCGUCGCACACGAGUUCGGUGGUCCCAACAAGUCCACCUCAUACCCCACCGUCCUCAAGCCAUUAUACCAAAGACUGCAGGAUUACCACGUCAUGCUCAAGAACGCCCGCAGGAAACUGGACCAACACCAGCAACAGCACCAACAACAACAACGCGGUACCACUCACUUGUCUCCCUCAUCGGAAGCCUUCCCCCCCACAAUCGCAAACCUGCCAACGAAACACUCCCACAACACCAACCUCCCCGAAGUCUCAACAGCCACCACACCAGGCUCUGACGCCUGUAUCCCACAAUUACACCAACGAAUCAUCGAUCUGGAACAACAACUGGCCCAAUCCAGAAGAGCCCAUCAUACCCUCCUUCAGGACCAUAUCCUCAACCUCAAGAAGACGUCAUCCCAUUUCUUGGUUGGUCCAAAUGCUCCUGGUGGUGCUGCAACGGCCAAAUUGCCUGUGUUGGACGCGCGUGCCAUCCAUGGGAUCAUGGCAUCUGUCAAUUCUGACAGUUCUUCGACUCCUUCUCUCCUUUUCUCCUCGUCGGUUCUUGGAGGUUGUGGUAACAACAAGUCCAAGAAGAAGAAGAAAGACUCGACGUUGCCGAGGAAGGAGAGCGGUAGUAGUAGUAGUGGCAGUAGUAGUAGUGUCGAGACCCCGAACGAUAUUUUCCAAGAGACUCUUCAAACCGCACAAGAACUGCACAACCGCCACAUCCGCCAACUAAAAGGUGUCUCCACUAGCACUAGCGCGACCUCCUCCACCGCAUCCCCUACCCCAUCCUCCUCUGACUCGGAACCCUCUCUCAUAUCCAUCUCUAGCCACAACCUCAUCUCAGAAGCAACAACCCACCUCCUCCGCGCCGAAACCGAACUCGGACUCCUCAAACUCGUCAUGGCUCAAAACCAAUCCGAGAUCUCUGGCCUUGAGGAAGAUGUCUUCCGAGCCCAACGAGAGCUCAAGAAUCAUCGGCAGGUCUUUGAGGCAUUAUUGGAGUUGCAUCAUUUGGGGUUUGAGGCCCAGAUUCGGGAGGACCAGGUAUUGAUUAAGGAGUUAGAGAGUAAGGUGAGGAAGUUUGAGGGGCAGAAGGAGGAAGUCGAGAGGGUGGUUAAGAAGCUGGAGGGGGAAUUAGAAGACAUGAAACGGAACCUGAACCAGAAGCGGGAGACGUAUCAGCGGCAGGAACUGCAACUUACUGAUGGACCUGUCCGUGAUCUGGAGGCGGAAAUUGAGCAGCUGAAGAACGAGCUGGCGGCGCAGGAGAUUAAGAUGGCAGAGUACCGGGUCCAGAGUGAGGAUGAAGCGAGCCAGAUGACAGAGUUCUUGGAGAAACAACACAGGGAGGCUACCGCCGAGUUCAAGGCUUCUCUUGUCAAGGCUCAAAGAUCCAACACCCGUCUUCAUAAGGAGGUGACCGCCCUGGUGCAGAAGAUGGUCUCUGUCGAGACCCUGAACGACGAGUACGCCCAACAGACCGCGCGGGAUCGUGCACAACUCUCAGCCCUCCAUCAGCAAACCCAAGACCUCCAGGCCCAACUCUCAGUGAUAUCAACAUCCACCAACUCUCCAACAUCGAUCGAACAACAAACGGAGAUGAAAGCAACAAUCACAUCCCUCGAAACCCAAAUCGAAGACCUCUCAACCUCCCUCCGACUAAAGGAAGAAGAACUUACCCAAGCCCUCCAAAAAACCGAACACCUCCUCCUCAAACUCGACCAAGACCUCCUCGCCCAACAAGAAGACCACAAAACCCAACUAACCGCCCUCACCGAAAAACACCAAGUCCAAGCCCAGCGCGAACGCGCCUGCCAAUCAGCCUCCGUAACCCUCUUCCAAAACAUGGUAACAAAACUCCAAAUAGAACUCUCCGACACUCAAGAAAAACUCCGCGACACAACCCUGUGCUGGGGUCACACCAAGGAGCAGCUACAAAAAUGCGAGCAGAGCUAUAGGAGGAGGAAGAAGGAACUGGAGGAAACGACGAGGAACUUGCAUGAGCUUGAGGAGACGAUGGCCAAGCUGGGUGAUGCGAUUGGCAUGUUGGAGUAUGAGAAGGAGGUGAAUUUGGUCUUGGUUAGGACGCUUGAGGAGCGCGAUAGGGAGAUGAGGGAUAUGGAAUAUCGACUUCGAGUCCUUGAGGACGAGCGUGAUUGA
Linnemannia hyalina is the source of this 2514-nucleotide messenger RNA. The record is from the annotation of a GenBank genome assembly. NCBI's taxonomy places the organism in Eukaryota, Fungi, Mortierellomycota, Mortierellomycetes, Mortierellales, Mortierellaceae.